Amyelois transitella is the source of this 939-nucleotide messenger RNA. NCBI's taxonomy places the organism in Eukaryota, Metazoa, Arthropoda, Insecta, Lepidoptera, Pyralidae. The record is from the annotation of a RefSeq genome assembly.
AUUAUAUUAAAAGAUAUAUUAAUGAUUAUAUUAGGUAUUAUUAUUUUAGUUUUAGGGGUUUUAAUUGGGGUGGCUUUUUUAACAUUAUUAGAACGAAAAUUAUUAGGGUAUAUUCAAAUUCGUAAAGGACCAAAUAAGGUAGGAAUAAUGGGUAUUUUACAGCCUUUUUCAGAUGCGAUUAAAUUAUUUACUAAAGAACAAACUUACCCUAAUUAUUCAAAUUAUGUUUCAUAUUAUUUUUCUCCUGUAAUUAGUUUUUUAUUAUCUUUAAUAAUUUGAUUAUUAAUUCCUUAUUAUUUUAAUAUGAUUAGAUUUAAUUUAGGAAUUUUAUUUUUUUUAUGUUGUACUAGAAUAGGAGUUUAUACAGUUAUAGUAGCAGGGUGAUCAUCUAAUUCUAAUUAUUCCCUAUUAGGAGGGUUGCGGGCUGUGGCACAAACAAUUUCUUAUGAAGUAAGUUUAAUUUUAAUUAUAAUAUCAAUAUUAUUUAUGAUUAUAGAAUUUAAUUUAAUAUUAUUAGGAAUUUAUCAAAAAUUUAUUUGAUUUUUUUUUAUUAUAUUUCCGUUAGCUUUAAUAAUGUUUUCUUCUAUAUUAGCUGAAACUAAUCGUACUCCUUUUGAUUUUGCGGAGGGAGAAAGAGAAUUAGUUUCUGGGUUUAAUAUUGAAUAUAGAAGAGGGGGAUUUGCUUUAAUUUUUUUGGCUGAAUAUUCAAGAAUUUUAUUUAUAAGAAUAUUAUUUAUUUUAAUAUUUAUAGGAGGUUAUAAUUUAAGAAUUUAUUUUUAUAUUAAGUUAGUAAUAUUAUCUUUUUUAUUUAUUUGGGUUCGAGGGACAUUACCUCGUUAUCGUUAUGAUAAAUUAAUAUAUUUAGCUUGAAAGGGGUAUUUACCAGUUUCUUUAAAUUUAAUAAUAUUUUAUAUGAGAAUAAAAAUAUUUUUAAUAUAA